This is a messenger RNA of Ictalurus furcatus (blue catfish), 866 nucleotides long. RefSeq names its product V-set domain-containing T-cell activation inhibitor 1-like. Gene Ontology annotation, biological process: cellular response to lipopolysaccharide; negative regulation of T cell proliferation; positive regulation of T cell proliferation. The transcript has 4 exons. The record is from RefSeq and is a predicted model, not a curated record. Gene Ontology annotation, cellular component: external side of plasma membrane. Bases 351 to 866 code for a protein of 171 amino acids. Lineage: Eukaryota; Metazoa; Chordata; Actinopteri; Siluriformes; Ictaluridae.
UAAAUAGUACACACUUAAUAUCUACAGUCAAAUGGUCUUUAUAGGGUGUGUCAACCUGCCUCUCUCUGUGGCUCACAUUCAAACACUCCUCUGACUCACAGCUUCACAGUCAAGUCCUUGGCUACACCUCUUUUUUUAGCUUCACAGAGGCAGGAGCCUUGGUGACUGAAUCUAUUGUUUGUCUGCUGCUCCACUCAGGUGAACCUGGGAUUUUCAAACAGCAUUUUCUAUUCCGUUUACUCAGAGGACAGGAUCAGGUUACAUUUCAUUGUGAGAACCUUUUUUGAUAACCCUUUUUCUCUCCAUCCAACUUUCCAUUCUCCCACUAACAAUUUGUUAUCACACAGCAUAUGCAGCUGUUCAGCACAUCCAAUAAGAGUGUGUUAAACACACUCUUUGAGAUUUACACUGUCUUUUGGAUACUUUCCUAUGGUCAAAGCAAGAUUCCAGAUGCUCAUGUCACCUGCAUCUACUCUGAAAACUGUAUCUUGCCCUGUUCCUUCCCUCCCUCUACGGAAGAGGUUGUUUUUCAAUGGUACAAACAGGGAACACUAAUAUACAGUUUCUUGGAGGAUGAAGAUGAAUCUCAUAACAGCAACAUUUCAGUGUUUACUGAUGAAGUGUCACAUGGCAAUGCCUCCCUUCUUUUGGAGGACAGCAGUAUAAAGAGCCGAGGGCGCUAUAAAUGUGUGGUUAACACCACCAAGGCUGUUCAGGAGUCUGAUGUCAUAGUCAAGGUUGAAGCUCCUAUAAAGGGGAUUGCCAUCAGGGUCAGUCCCACUGAGAAUGUGCAGUGCUCGUCACAUGGAUCACAUCAAAAUACAGCUCACAGUCUUGGAGAGCCUCACUGCUUCAGACAGGUAUGA